Messenger RNA from Paramuricea clavata, 39271 nucleotides. NCBI's taxonomy places the organism in Eukaryota, Metazoa, Cnidaria, Anthozoa, Malacalcyonacea, Plexauridae. The record is from the annotation of a GenBank genome assembly.
AUGGAAAAUCAAUAUGAGAAUAAAGUUGAUAUAUAUAGUAUAGAGAAGAAGAUGGAAAAUCCUGUUGAUAUGAUGAAGGCUUACGGUGAGAUGAUGGCUAAGAUGCAGGCUCAAAUGGCUGCUAUGACGGCAAAAGAUGAGGCUCGUGAUAAGGAAAUAAAGGAAUUGAAAAAGAAGGGUGAAGUUAGUGAGAAGAAGCUGAAGGCUCUUGAGAAGGAUAACAGAAAGCUUAAGAAGGAAGGUGAAUUUAAUAAGAAGAGUCUUGGUGUGCUUAGAAAUGAUAACAGGAAGCUAAAGAGAAAUAUUGCGGCAAUGAGAGUUGGUGAGGAAGGAAUUGAGGUUAUAGGUGGAACAGCUACCCCAACACUGCAUAAGACUAUAAACUAUGAAAAGACUGGUGAAAGUGAUGAGGGGACAAUUGAGAAGUUCACUUUGGGAAUAAGUAGACCUGACUUCGGUGGACAACUUGAUGUUAGUCGUAAGAUUGUUGGUGACCUGCUCAAAUCUGUUCUUGACCGACCAGUAAAGUUUGUUGAGACUCUUGUAUUGAAAAUGGUAAAAGGCCUUCUCAGUAAGAACACAGAUGUUGAUCUUCCAAUGGAAAGUGAGACAAUUACUGUUAUGAAUGCAAGCGAAGUUGAGGAUGCGGUGAGACUUAGCGCUGAAAGAAUUAUAGCUAAGAUCGAAUCUUACCAGGAUCGUGGUAGCAAUUGGAGGGUGAUCUUGGUUGAGAAACAUGAGGUUGACGUUGUUCAUUUCAAUCCGUUGGUUGGCAGUUCAUUUAUCGAGUUACCUGCUCCUCUGAAAUCUAAUAUGAAUGGAUUGAUCAAUAUUGAAAACGUGGACGACGACGAGUGCUUUAGGUGGUGUCAUGUAAGACAUCUGCGUCCAGGUCAAAGAGCUACUAAGAUUACUAGGUCUGAUAGGAAGUUUGCUAAGACACUCAACUAUAAUGGUAUCAAGUUCCCUGUGAGGAUAAAUGACAUUCCAAAGAUUGAGAAGGCGAAUGAGCUUAGAAUUACUGUGAUCAUGUUGAGGGGAGAGAGGAUGUUCUUUCCAAGGUAUACUUCAAAGUUUGACUAUAAGGAUCAUAUGGAGUUGUUGCUGAUGGAUGAUGGGGAGGGAAAUAAUCACUAUGUUCUUGUGAGGGAUAUCAGCAUGUUACUUAACAGUUUAAGUAAAACUCAGCAUAAGAGAUUCUUCUGUCUCGGUUGCCUCAAUGGGUUCAACUCACAGGAACGAUUGGAUAAACAUAGUGGGACAUGUAGAGAGGUAAAUGGAACGCAGAAAUCUAUGAUGCCAAAGAGAGGAAGCAAGGUUGUAUUCAAAAAUCAUAGGAGACAGUUACCUGUUCAGUUUGUGAUAUAUGCUGACUUUGAAUCAUUGCUGAUCCCAGUUGACGGGAAGGGUGAAUGCCUGCGUAAAACGCAUGAUCAUGAGAUGUGUAGUUACGGGUUUAAGAGAGUGUGUUACUAUGAUGGUAAGUAUGAUGGUGAAUAUAAAAGCUAUAGGGGAGUUGGCGCAAUUAGUAGAUCUCUGAGUGAGUUGUUGGGUGAAGUUGAGAAGUGUAAUGGAAUUAUACAAAGUGAGUUCAACAAGGAAGUUGUCAUGAGUGUGAAAGACUAUGAUAAACUUGAAAAGGCAACUGAGUGUCACAUCUGUGGUGGUAAGUUUGGUGAGAGCGAUAAGAAGGUUCUUGACCAUUGUCAUGUUACCAGUAAGUUCAGAGGUGCGGCUCAUAACUCAUGUAACUUGAACCAUAAGUUGACUGGAAAGAUUCCUGUUGUGUUUCACAAUCUACGUGGCUAUGAUGGUAACUUUAUUAUGCAAGGUGUAAAGGAACUUGGUGAGAAGAUAGAGGUGAUCGCCAACAACAUGCAAAAAUAUAUGUCCUUCACAGUGGGUAAGCAGUUGGUCUUCAUUGACUCGAUGCAGUUCAUGAGUAGUAGUCUUGAAAAUCUUGUGAGUAAUCUUAGUGAUGACCGUUUCAAGAGAAUGCAGUGUGAAUGGCAAGGUCAGGAGCUUGAGAUGUUACUUAAGAAGGGAGUUUACCCUUACGAGUAUAUGAGUUGUUGGGAGAAAUUUAGUGAGAAGAGCUUGCCUGAGAAAUCUGCAUUCUAUAGUUCACUGUAUGAGGAGGAAGUUAACGAUGAUGAUUACCUUAGAGCGUGUAAGAUGUAUGAGAAGUUUAGCUGUAAGAAUUUAGGUGAUUAUCAUGACUUAUAUCUUAAGACUGAUGUGUUGCUGUUGGCGGAUGUAUUUGAAGACUUUAGAAGAGUUUGUCUUGAAAGUUAUAAGUUGGAUCCUGCACAUUACAUAUCCGCUCCCGGUCUUAGUUGGGAUGCAAUGUUGAAAAGAACAGGUGUAAAACUGGAUUUGUUGUCUAAUGUUGACAUGUACCAGUUUAUUGAAAAGGGAAUGAGAGGAGGUGUAAGUUACAUUGGUCAUAGAUACGCAAAAGCAAAUAAUAAGUACAUGAGUGACUAUGAUCCUGACCAACCAAGUAGCUACAUAAUGUACCUUGACGCAAAUAACCUCUACGGACAUGCGAUGAGUGAGGAGCUACCAUAUGGAAAAUUUAGGUGGAUUGAUGCUGACAAGGUUAAGCUUGAAGAUUAUGGUAAAGGUAAAGAGAAACGCUUGAUAUUAGAGGUUGAUCUUGAAUACCCUAGUGAACUCCAUAAGUUACAUAGUGAUUAUCCUCUAGCCCCAGAGAAAAUGGAAAUCACUGAUGAUAUGUUGAGUGGAUACGCAAAGUCUAUAAAAGAGGCUCAUGGUGGUAGGUCAACUGGUGUGAAAAAGUUAGUAACCACACUGACUGGGAAGACCUCCUAUGUAUGUCAUGUGAAUAAUCUUAAGUUGUACAUGAAGUUGGGAAUGAAGUUGGUGAGAAUAAGGAGAGCGCUUGAGUUUGCCCAUUCAAAGUGGUUGGAAGGUUACAUUCAGUUUAACACUGAUAUGAGAACAGUUGCUAAGAAUGACUUUCAGAAGAACUUCUUCAAGCUGAUGAAUAACUCUGUCUUUGGAAAAACCAUGGAGAAUCUUAGGAAGCGGUUGCUUCACCAUGUUUCAUAAGGGCUAAAGUGUUGAGUGGCGGUUUAGUUGCGGUUAAGAAGGUAAAGGAGGUGUUACUCUUGAACAAGCCUGUUUAUAUUGGAAUGAGUAUUCUCGAUCUGUCGAAAACGGUGAUGUAUGACUUUCACUAUAAUCAUAUAAGAAAGAUUUAUGGUAGCCGAGUAAAGUUACUUUUCACAGAUACAGAUAGUCUAAUGUAUAGGUUGCAUACUGAUGAUGCGUAUAAAGAUGCGGCGAAGUUUUCUGAUAAGUAUGAUACCAGCGGCUAUAGUAAAGACUCGCCCUUCUAUGAUGAGACUAAUAAGAAAGUCAUUGGUAAAUUUAAGGAUGAGGCUAGCGGUGUACCUAUAACAGAAUUUAUUGGGUUGCGGUCAAAAAUGUAUAGUUAUGAGAAAGAUGAUGGUAAAGUUGGUAAGACAGCUAAAGGUGUGAAGAAGUAUGUAAUUAAAAAGUUCAUAACUCAUGAGGACUAUAAGAGAACAUUGGUGGAUGGACUUCAAAUGAAACAUAGUAUGAAUGUUAUAAGAAGCAACUGUCAUGAUGUUGGAACGUACAAUUUGAACAAGGUCUCACUGAGUGCUUUUGAUGAUAAAAGGUUCCUACUAAUGGGGUAGCAAGUCUGGCAUAUGGUCAUGCAAAACUGAGUUCAGGCAAGGAUAAUCAUCGGUUAGGUUGUUAAAGCAGAUUGAAGAGAUGUUUCCUACAUAAAAUAAGGGAGAUAAAUAGAGAGGUUGUUGAAGCGUUAAAAAGUGACCUCAAUUUGUAAUUUAAAGAGAAAAAACAAAAAAACAAAAAAAUGUGUGUUGAAAGGACUCUAGGAGAAGUAAAACAGCGAUUUCUCGGGAGUCGGGCUAGUUUUGACCAGUGAGAAAAAAUGUGCUUGAAAUGGCUCUAGCUCAUGUAAAAUCGCCGUUUUCGCAAAAUCAUUAAAAGAGUUGAGGCGAUUGCCAAUCACUUUUUUCCUGCAAUAUUAGCUAUUUUAGUGGUUGUAGAGGGUCUAGGACGUAAAAAUCAACAUAGUAAAAAAAAGUUAAUGGAGAGGGUCUGUGAAAGGUAGUUUGUAGGUUGUCGAUAGCAAAUACAUCACGAAAGUGGGAUUAAAACGGUCGUCUGAGUCAAAAAUUGGUACAAUAAAUUUGGUGUUGUAGAUCGUCCAGAAUUACAAAAAUGGUUAAUAUCCCAUGAAAAAAGUGAUUAGCAAUCGGCAUUUUACUUACUACUCACGCAGACAUUGGAGAACACUUGCUGUGGCCCACUGACGUAGACGACAGCUCUUUAUUCAUUCAAUUAUAAUAUGACGUAUAACAAUUUUUGAUAAAGUAAGUUAAUAGUAUAACAUCAGUUGAUUGCAUUGUUUCUGUCCUAAGAUUUUGAUGUGAAAUAACACUGUCUAUGCUUAUCUGACGAAACAUGCUAAACAGCAACAAUUUAUCGACACCAUAUACAUAUUUUUCUCUGACAUGAUAAGAAUCACGUGAAGAAUCACGUAUUUGCCAUUACAAUCAAUCAUGUUCAUAGCUGGUACCGGGAGGCCAGAAAAAACCUUCCACUUCUUGGCAGGAAAUCUGGUCGGGACCAAGGCACCAACUAGCUGCCCGCACAGCAAAGUUAUAAAGUUGUAAAACGUGAAGCAUAGAAAAUUAGUUCCAGUUUCUUUUAGUCGACCCAAGUUGAGCUAUCAACUGCAUUGACCGAGAUACUUCUCUUGAACAGCAACGCUCUUUUAUACUCUUGCUUCAGACGACACCGCCCACUUGGGAGUACUGCUUUGACGUAAUAAAUAUACUUUCCUACUACACUGCGUAGCGUUAGGAAACUACUUAUUCUCCAGGGACCAACUCAACAAAACCCAUGGCGGCCAUGUUGGUGUUCCAGACAAAAGAGUCUAAUUAAAAUUCUUUUGAAUUGGAACACCAACAUGGCGGCUGUGACGUCAUGUGCAAACGCUCUAUACGGCGAGGUAAGCAUGCUUAAAAAUUUUUCGAGUAUGUGGACGUAUCCAUGCAUGCAUGGUUUACGCUACUCAUACGUUUCUCUCAUACGCAAUAGUGUGACAAGACCUUAACGAGAUCAGUAUGUAAUUGCAGUUCUUAAAAAACAUGAAAAUAUUAAACAUGUAUAAAAUAUUAGUUUAAUUUUACAGUGAGAAAAUAAAUCUGCACUAUACGAUGAGAAAAAAGUGCUCUUUCAAUGCAUUCCUAAUUGGCACACAUAUACUUUCCCGCACUUUCUUAUAAAUUUUUUGUUUAUAUAUACCAUGUAGUACCUAAUGAUACCCAUAAAUAUAUAAUUUCAAGCAUAUACAAUUGCUGGCGUAUUUAUAACUCACUCUUCAUACAAAAAACAGCCAUAUUUGAAACAUAAUGUUUUAAGGCGAAAAAUUUAAGUAAAUACAUUAACAAAUUAUAGCUUAUAAUUAGUCGAAUUAGCGAAAGUUGACUAUAUUUAUGACGCGCUUGUCAGGCGAAAAACACACUGCCCAAAGAUUUUAUUCUUUAUUUUAGUAGAUGUGUCAUAAUACUCAGUAGCUGCUAUAGAUUGGAUACCUGAUACCGUUGCAUUUUUGAGAAAAAAAUUUACUUACCGCCAGCAUACUAACACGAAUAUUUAAUCCGCUGUCUGCAAGCCCUUUUUAAAAAAUCACAAUAUUUUGUUUGCUUUAAGUGGUCAUGAUAAUUUUUAGUUUAGAUUAAUGCCUAAGCAAGAAAUAAUAAAAUAUAUAAGUUUCAAGCGCGAAAUGAAAGUGAGAUAUAAAAAAGCUCAAAUAUCACUUGCGUAAUUAACGUUUUAACAUGUUUUUGAAUGCGUCCGAAAAUAAUUGCGAAAAAAAUUUUAAAACCGACAACAAUUGACGACGUGACGUGACGUGCGCGCGCGCGGUCUGGCACGAAAGUGCUCUGCCAUUUUUGUUCGCAUUUCGAGUUUAUUUACUAAAGUUUUCCUCGAAAAUAUCAUCUUUGGUGUUUGGCAAGACAUUCGUCCCCAGGAUUUUGAAGUUUGUAGAAAGUUUUGUCUGCUUCUGUGCUUGUUUUCUUGUGUUUUGUUGUGCGUUUCUGUCAAUUUGAAAACUGUUUUAAAAGUUGGACGGUUGCUGCAGACGUUACACAAGUCAAUACGCCACCAGUAUGCUGAUGACGCAGCGCAAGUUUAAAGUUUGGAACGGUAUUGGUGCGCGUGCGCCGCCAAUUAAAAGAAGAAAUUGCUUGCAACUAACCUGGAUAAAGGACGGAGUUCAAUUCUUUAUGCUUUUUGCAACAAUAGUCUGGUGGUGUUCAAAAGUUAAACCAUCUAACAUUCCUAUCGAAAAGACUUUAAGAGCGGUUGUCUGUAAUAGUCAGGUAAGACGUGUAAAAUGAGAAAAUUCAAAAUCCUUCAAACUUUGUCAGAAUGUAGGCCUAUAUGAAGUAUUAAUGUUGUGAAAGUUUUAUUUCGAUCGGAUAAAUAUUGAACGAGAGAGACGUCGAAAUUGGUUUUCCCAGGCCACUUUCGGUUUUUCGAGGUAAUUUUACGGCACUACCAAAAUCGCUCUAUUUUGCACGAUAAUGGGAAUAUUUCACAAAAUAUGAAUUCGUUUUAUAAAUUAGAGUUAUUUAUUGAGUAGCAGACGAAAUUUAGAGACAUUUCUUUUAAAAGUGAAUAUUUUACAGAUUUUCUUAAUGUUUUUUUAUUUUGGAACUUCUUUAUUAUAUGCCAUAUUAGGCAGCGAAUAUCUCCAUUGUUACAUCGAUUCAGACAAAAUAUUCAUAACCAGGACAAAGAAAUAUAUUUUCGCUUGCUACUGAUGAAAUAAAAUUUUUGGGCAACUUAGAAUUGAAUUUUUGACGAUUUUUUUCGUAACCCAUAUUUCACCCGAAUAACCGUAUGUUAUGUAAUCAACGUCGAGUCAUGUAGUUCAAUAAUUAACCAAAGAGCUUGUCAAAAGCGUUAAUUUUUUCAAGUAAACAAGCCUAGGCCUAUAAAACUACCUUAGCUAAAGCUGUACGUCUGGCAGAAAGCAUUUAGGUCUAAAUCACGCUGUUUACGGUCGUUUAUUGUUCACGUAAUGCCUAUAAUAUAUUGUAUAGCCGGCGCCGCUGAUUUGGCGGAUUUGUUUUAAUUAUAUUUUAUCAGAGAUAUGCCGCGAUAAGUAUAGCAAGUAUAUUUUCUCUCCCCUUCCCAUAAACAUGUGUUCUUUCACGACUCGUCGUGCUUAUAACUUUUCGAACAUAAAUAGUGCACGCGCUUUUUGUCAAAAACAUCGGAGUCAGUUUACGUUGAAAUUGUAAUUCGUUUACUUAAUUAAUUUAAUUAAUAUAAUUACUGUAAUAUUAAAGCUGGAUUCUUUCACCGUGAUGUCAUGCCAAAAGGUGUCUUUUCUAUUUUUAAAAAAGACCCUCUGUUGAUUUAUGAUUUGGUAAUAUUUAUUACAGUUGUAUGCCGGUUUGAUUAUUUUGUUAUUGCUCAAUAAGUUUGAAUUUAAUUUGUUCUCAAACUUCAGACCAAACUUAUUUAGUAGUUUUAACUGGCCAUCACUUUUAAAACAGCAAGGAUAUAAAGACAAUGUGCACGUGUACGUGUGAGUUAUCUAUGAAAUAAAUAGUUGGUUUACAAAAUGAAUUCCGUCUUCGUGGAUAAAUUAAUGAGUUAUAAAUAAUCUCUCCUGUACAUGUAGGGAUUUCCCCCGGUAUAUUUCUUCUCUUUUGUAUGGCUGUUUGUGAUUACGCGUUAUCUGUCAUAUACUUUUGGUCCAAUUUCAAUUACAUUUAUCCACCCAUUUCUGGAUGAUGCAUCUAGAACACAGGCAGUACUCAGUAAAAAAAAGUCAACUUGAAAGGGGGCCCAACUUUCCCAGAGGGGGCCCCGGAAUGCUGGAAUUGAGCAACGUGUUCUGAAAAUUGAGGUCGAAAAAGGUCUGAAUAGUAUUUUGAAACCCACAGCCAUACCCAGUGUCAGUGACAAUUAAGAGACGCGUAUAACAAACAGCCAUACAAAAGAGAAGGAAUAUACCGGGGGAAAUCCCUACAUGUAGCAUUUAACGCAUACAGGAGAGAUUUUUUGUAACUCAUGUUUAUCCACGAAGACUGAUUUCAUUUUGUAAACCAACUAUUUAUUUCAUGGAUAACUCACCCGUACACGUUGUCUUUAUCUUGUUGCUGUUUUAAAAGUGAUGGCCAGUUUAUACUAACAGCGUAGAAGUUUGGUCUGAAGUUGGACUGUUUUCUCAGAACAAAUUCAAAGUUAUUGUCUACUGAGCAAUAACAAAAUAAUAAAAUGUACAACUGUAAUUAAUAUUACCAAAUCACAAAUCAAUAGAGGGUCUUUUUUAAAAAUAGAAAAGACACCUUUUGGCAUGACAUCACGUUGAAAGAAUCCAGUUUUAAUAUUAAUUAUAUUAAAACUCUUUGCGAGGUCGUCCUCGAGAGGUUGACGGCUAGAAAUUUCAUAUCUUCGAUUCAGUGCACGCUAUGAAGACAGGAAUACCACCAUUCGAUUCAGAUAUAAAAGAUCAACUAACUACGAACGAUAGUUAUAGUCAUUAUUAACACUGUAGCGAUUUAUGGGAGUUUGAAAGUCUAACGCGAAAUUAAUACGCGAUUGUCUGAACAAAAAUAUAGACUAUAGCCAUACCUUUCGCCGAAAAUAACUUCGGCCCCUUCACACAUAUUGCCUUUGUAAUAGUCUUGUUCGAAUCCCCAUCAAAAACACUAUUCAGAGUGAUAUGCAAGCCUGUAUCUUCAAAUUUCCAUCUUUUAUCACGGUAUUUCCAUUUCUUGUCCGGCUGUGAGCUCGAGGCUCGAAAUGAGCUAACGCAACCGGAAAUACGACUAAAAAUACGUCAAAACAAUGCGAUGUUUUUGACAAAAAGCGCGUGCACUAUUUAUGUACGAAAAGUAUAUAAGCACGACGAGUCGUGAGAGAACACAUGUUUAUAGGAGGGGGAGAGAAAAUAUACUAGCCAUAUACUUAUCGCGGCAUAUUCCUGAUAAAAUAUAAUUGUGAAAUUGAAACCAAAUCUGCCAAAUCAGCCGCACCGGCUAUCGGGCAUUACCUGAACAAUAAGUGACUGUAAACAGUGUGAUUUAGACCUAAAUGCUUCUAACCAAUCGUACAGCUUUAGCUAAGGUAGUUUUAUAGGCCUAGGCUUGUUUACUCGAAGAAAUAAACGCUUUUGACGAGCUCUUUGGUUAUUUAUUGAACUACAUGACUCGACGCUGAUUAUAUAACAUACGGUUAUUCGGGUCAAAUAGGGGUUACGAAAAAAUUCGUCAAAAAUUCAAUUCUAAGUUGCCCAAAAUUUUAUUUCAUCAAUAGCAAGCGAAAACAUAUUUCUUUGACCUGGUUAUGAAAUUUUUGUCUGAAUCGAUGUAACAAUGGAGAUAUUUGCUGCCUAAUAUAGCAUAUAAUAAAGAGGUUCGAAAAUAAAAAAACAUUAAGAAAAUCUGUAAAAUAUUCACUUUUUACAGAAAUGUCUCUAAAUUUCGUCUGCUAAUCAAUAAAUAACUCUAAUUUAUAAAACGAAAUCAUGUUUUAUGAAAUAUUGCCACUAUCGUGCAAAAUAGAGCGAUUUUGGUAGUGCCGUAAAAUGACCUCUAAAAACCGAAAGUGACCUGGGAAAACCAAUUUCGACGUCUCUCUCCUUCAAUAUUUAUCCGAUCGAAAUAAAACUUUCACAACAUUAAUACUUCAUAUAGGCCUACAUUCUGACAAAGUUUGAAGGAUUUUGAAUUUUCUCAUUUUACACGUCUUACCUGACAAUUAGAGACAACCGCUCUUAAAUGGCAUUGUAAUUAAUUCUGAACUUGCGAAUUUACCUGAAAAGCUGUGUUAUGUUUGGACUGCCACUCGUGACUCAAAACAAAGAAAAUUAAAUUAUCCCAUCAACUAUCGUUACGGAAUUAACCUGAAAAUUGAUCGCAAUCCAUCUCAUGUUGUUUUUAGUGCAAUGUUUCCAUGGAAACGUUGCACUAUUGUGAUGAGUGGCGAAAUUCAAGCGAGAGAUACAUAGAGUAAACUUUCCGGGGGGGAGUUACAAAUGUUAUCUCAAUGCCAUAUCUAAAAAAACUUCAAGGUUGGAGAAUUUUUAAGUUAAAACGAUAUUUAUAGCAACAGUAAAAUUUCAUAAAUUUGAUUUAGCUUGACGAUCAAUAUUUAAACGUCUACAUUACAGCAAUGUUAAAAGUUUACUGAGAUAACAAAUAUGGGGAUUCGUGCCAUUAGCACCCCCGUAUCUUCAAAUUUUCGUGAGAACUGCAAGUCAGCAAAAUCAGCACCCAUAAAUAAAUAUGACGACGCGUAUGAGUGCUGGUCGAAAUUUUAGAACAGGCCUUGGGCAAACGAUUUAACAUGGGUAUGUAUUAUUUCUAUGCAAUUUUAGACUCUAUUUCGGGGCUUCAACUCGCUGCAUUUCAUACGAGGCCCGAGUUUUUGCAUUUCUAUUUAUGAUUUUCUUAUAUUUCAAUUUAAAUCUCGUAGCUCAAUUUAUGUCACGAAAUUUAGUUGUACAACUAUAUUUUAUUCUUUCUAUGACUGUAGCCAGUAUAGGCAGACACGUUAUUUUAGAAAUAACAUGAAAUAUAAUAUCCCCGUGCAGUAACAUGCAAUAUCAUGUCUAUAUAUAAAUGUUCGUCUACAGCUCUGGUUCCACAUUUAUAGCACGCUCGUUUAUAUUAAAUCUAUAAUUUCAACCCUAAUCUAUCUUUAUAUGAAACUUAAUCUGCAAUAAAAGCAUAGUCCUAUAAAAAACAGCAUUUUUCUGAUAUAAAAAUAUAACUUGCGUGCUGUAUAGUCUCAUAGUAUAUACAGUCUGUGAACAGACGGUAUACCAUCAACAGGUGUCGCAGAAUUUGACAGAAUUUUUUGUAAUAUUUUAAUUAUUCAUUUAUUCAAGGCCCGCAUAUUGUAGCCUGUGCACAUGCAGACAGCCGCAAUGAGUUUUAUUGAUAUGGAUAGUUAUGUAUAACUUGCAUGAAUGUAUGAGAGAUACUAAGAUAUUGGUUUUUGUGCCGUAAUUGAAGUAAAAGGAUAAUAACAAGCGCGAAGUUUGCUGUUGGCAUAAAUACUAUAGCUAAUUAAUCGAGAUAUACUAGCUUUUAAUAACAAAGCCUUUGUUUCAAUAAAUUUAAUUGAAUUCAAGAUUAAAAUUUAUUAUGUCUUAGGUACAGUUCGUAGGUCAUCGUGUUACAUUUAUUUCAAUACAAUGUCAAUGUCAAUGACAAUGUUUACGUUUAUAAAAAGUUGCCAAGUUGGCAAAUUUACUGUUUUGGCAAUUAAUGUGUGAUGUGGCCGAAAUUAUCGGCCUAAUCUUAUCGUAAGUAUAAUUUUGUCUGCGUUCUGUAUAUUAAAUAAAUUGAGAUGCUACAAAAUAAUAUACAGGGAUAUCGACAAAACUAAUUUUUUGAUACUGUGUUACGUAUAUAUAAGCAAUUGAGACAUCCAUGUACAACAUUAAAAAUGUAGCUUCCGGCAGCUACUGUUAGCUACGUCACAAACGUAAACAAACGCUCGGAAAUUUUUGCGACUUGUGGUAUGGUUGGACGAAAAUGGCUGUAAUAAGUUCAAAAGUUCCUCUAAAAGUUCAAAAUUUCGUCUACUUCAAGCUUACCGGUAAUUUACAACAAAAUUAAUUUGCAACAGUUUUGCAUUCGUGAACCGCAUCAUUUGGACAAAUGAAUUGCAAAACUAUGAACAAUAUGUUUGAAAGAUUUGAUAUUACCGUAAUGACUUUUCAAGUUUUCAGAAACAUUGCACUAUCCUUGGAUCCCUAGUUCUAAUCUUACUGGCUGGUGAUGUGGCUACAAACCCUGGUCCCAGUACUACUCCACCUCGUACCACUGAAUCAUCCCCCGGUCCUGAUGAUGACACUAACAUCCACUACAUGCGAUGUCUGUAUUUCAAUGCACGAAGCUUAACUAACAAAAUUACUGAACUUCAAACGCUCGUUACUGAUGUUGAUCUACUUGCAGUAACUGAAACUUGGCUUAAACCUGAAAUCGCAAACUGUGAACUCUUGCCUGGAAAUGAAUUUGCCAUCCAUCGUUGCGACCGGACUGAGCGAACUGGUGGUGGAACAUUGUUAGCUGUUCGGAAUACCAUCCUAAGCGUCCGAAGAAAAGAUCUUGAAAGCAAUGCGGAGAUGUUAGUGUGUGAAAUUCAUCCAGAAAAUAAGGGAAAACUUCUUGCGAUUGUUUUCUACAGACCACCUGACACGGACUUGAACUACAUCAAGCAACUCAAGAAAUCCCUGCAGCUUGUUCAAAGCAACAACAAAUUUGACCAGGUCAUCAUUUGUGGCGACUUUAACUUGCCUCAUAUUGAUUGGACUACCGGAAUAGCUACAUCCAACGAUCUCAUUACCAACUACUUCACCAAAACAAUCAAAGACAACUACUUGUGGCAACUGGUUAACUUUUCACCUAGAGCAGAUAUUACUCUGGAUCUUAUCCUCACCAACAUUCCUGACAAAGUUCGAAACGUACAAGGGUUCGAUGACAUUCUGAACACUGACCACAGACUUAUAAGUUUUGAUAUUAAUUUUAAUAUCGCGAAGAAAGCUAAAGUAAAACGCGUGGUUUACAAUUUCAAAAAAGCAAACUGGCCUGGUCUUAAACAACAACUCGCAUACGCGCCCUGGGAUGAAUGUUUUGUUUCUGAUAACGUCGACGAGUCACUUUCGAACUGGUGUGAUUUAUUUAUGUCAGCUGUCGACAAAUACAUCCCGAAACAUUUUGUAAAGAAUACUAAUGAUCACCCAUGGAUUGAUAAAGAACUAUCCCUUCAAAUUAAGAAGAAAAACAUCCAAAGAAAAAAGUUAAAGAAAUCACAAUCCUCAGACGAUCUGGAAAAGUAUAGAACGUUACGGCGUGAGACUAAAAAGCUGAUCUCAAAGAAAAAGGAUUAUAAUAAAAAACUGUCCGAGUCUCGGUUCGAGAACCCAAAACGUUUCUGGUCGGCGGUAAAAUCAAGAACGAAAUUGCGUCAAUCUGUUAAUUUUCUUCGAACUGACGGUGCUUUUACAACAGAUAAAAUGUGCAUGGCUGACAUCCCAAACAAAAAUUUUUCCACUCCGUCUUCAACCCUCGGGAAGCAGAAUCACCCACUUCGACAUCUGAAACACUAACACCCUCAACUCCUCAACUCUGCAAUAUCGAAUUAGGAGAUUCUGAAGUUGCUGAAGUAUUUUGUCACCUAGACCCUAAAAAGGCUUGCGGACCAGAUGGGAUUCCAAGUAGAUUGUUGUUUGAACUUGCAAAUGUUAUCACACCUUCAUUAACCCACAGUUUAUAGACUAAGACUAUAAACUGUGAUUAACCAGACUGUUCAACAUGUCUCUCUCACUUGGCGUAGUAUCCAUCAAUUGGAAACGUGCUAAUAUCACGGCCGUAUUUAAAAAAGACGAUCCUUCACUUUCGUGCAAAUAUCGGCCGAUUUCUCUACUCUGUGUGUUGUCUAAGGCCCUGUUUACACUGUACCGGAUUCGCUGGUCACGACAUCUUCUUUUGCCGUUACGGAGCAAUGGUUAGUAGCAAAUGCUUAUUAGUUUGACAGAAUUGGCAUGUUUAUUUGGGUCUCUGAGAUUAAAAAACUUCACAGCCUUUCGAUACCUACAAAAUUUGACCCACUCCGAUAGCAAUCCGGUACAGUGUAAACGGAGCCUAAAGUUCUAGAACGUUGCGUUCACAGUCACUCCUACUACCACUUAGCACCACUCAUCUACAAGAUGCAACACGGUUUCAUGAGAGGGAAAUCAACAACAACCCAACUGUUAGAAGUGUACCAUGACAUUCUGGAACAUGUUGCGAGUGGUAAGGAAGUCGAUGCUAUUUACCUGGAUUUAUCGAAAGCCUUUGACAAAGUUCCACACAAUCUGUUGUUGAAGAAACUCGAGAAUUCCGGAAUUGGCGGGCCUCUCCUUGCAUGGUUUCGAAGCUACUUGACAGAUCGAAAACAACGUGUAGUUCUUCAUGGCGUGUGUUCCGAUUGGCUCCCGGUUACAUCUGGCGUACCACAAGGCUCCAUACUUGGUCCAAUUUUGUUUCUGAUCUACUGCAAUGACGUUCAAAAUUACAUACAAGCAAACUCGACACUCGCACUCUUUGCCGACGAUUCUAAACUGUACAGAUCUCUUGACCUCCCUAACGCUAGUACAUCGCUCCAGCACGACCUUGACAGCCUACAGAUAUGGAGCGUUGAUAUGAAAAUGGAUUUUAACACGACGAAAUGCAAAGUUAUGCACUUCUCCAAAAAGAAAUUGAAAACUGAAACAUCCUAUAUUCUUUCUGGACAGCAACUCGAACAAGUUACGCAUAUCUUGGACCUUGGUAUCACAGUCUCUAGCGAUUUAUCGUGGUUUAAACACAUCGAGAACAUUGCAGCAAAAGCCAACAAGACACUGGGUCUCAUUAAAAGGAUAAGCAAGGGCAUAACUGAUUUCGCUACAAGGAGAUUAUUGUACUGCACCCUCGUCAGGCCCAAGUUAGAGUAUGCUAGUAACGUGUGGUCACCCAGAGCCGUUAAACAUCGAUCAUUAAUCGAGAACGUUCAGCGGAGAGCAACGAAGUUCAUUCUAAAUUAAUUACCCAAAGGAAAUGUCGUACACGGAAAGAUUGAUCGCAACCAACCUCCUUCCGUUAGAAUUCCGCAGAGAGAUCACGGACUUGAUUUUACUGUAUAAGUCAAAAACCGGACUCAUUCCUAUGGACGUUAAUAACUUUUUAUGUUUGUACGAGCCUGGUUUUAGAUCUCGCAAUUAUAAUGAAAAUAAUUACUAUUUCCUCUUAAAACAUAAACAGCAGCUAAAAAUCUGUGGUUCGCUUAACUCUAUCAAGAUUAGUAUACGUAAACAUUAUGUUUCUAAGUUAACUUCUUACAGUCCUCCUGGCUUUACUUAGAUCUAUAAGUUAUAAAAGUUAUUUGUGUAAUGUACUGUACUAACGUGCUUGGCUGCUUGUUGUUUACUUGGUCUCAGGGCCUUCCUGAGGCUCCAUAUGAUUCUGUUGCAAAAUAAGUUUUUGGUUAGGCUAGUGAUUUGUUCGAGGAAUAGUUAGAAAUAUUGACAUUCACUUACUAAUGACCUAUUCCCAUGUGUACCUCAGUACUUUUGUCACAAAUCAUGCGAAAAGUCAUUGUGCUCGGUGUGCAACAAGCAGCAAAGUCUAGUUAUAAUGUUGGGGUCAGGUGUCAAUUGGGACGCAAGUCCUGUUCCUUUCCCCAGUCACACUUAUGUCCUCUGUUUAUUGUAGAUGUAUGCCUAAUGAUUGUGUUGUGACAAAUGAUUAAAUAAAUUAAAUAAAUAAAUAAAUAAAUAGCAUUUCCGCAUAUUUUUAAAAGGGAAUUGCCUUUGCAAUAUUCAAGUUUUUCAGUAAAUUAAUGACUUCAGUUUCACAUGUGGUAAUCUUGCCUAGUGCGGAUUUGGAGCUUUGGAAUACUCUAGUACUUGGUAUAUGGGGCAUCUAAAUCUGGUAUUUUACAUCGACUGGAAAAAUAUUCAUUCAAUAAAGUAGCUUUUUCUUUAGCAUCAGUAAUUAUACAGUUAUUCUCAAGCAAAUAACUCGUAAAAGAGGCAUAUUCAAAAAACAUUUGGAAUAUAAAAAAUAUUUAAUCUAUUGAGUAACGUUUCGUCACAUUACAAGCGACAUCAUCAGACUAAAUACAGUUAAGCUAUUUCAUCUAUUUUAUAAUAACUUUUGAAAAAAUAUAUGAUAUACAAUUACAAACGGUUAAAAAGUUAAAAUUAGAAAUAUACAAUGUUCAUGGUAUAUUGACAUGCACAAGAUAAUGAGAUUAGUGAAAGAUAUGGAUUAAAAAGGAAUGUCAAGUGGUUAGCGUCAGUGUUAAAAGAUGUUAGUAAAUUAACAAGAGGAAACACCUACUUAGAAGAGUGUUAACGGAAAGGAUCGGACAUUAUUAUUAAGCCAUGGUUUAGUUUGAGCAAUUAGUAAGCUUUCUUUAAUAAGAAUAUCAUCGUUAGAAUUAGCUGAAGUAACAAUUUUAAAAUCACUUGGUUCAAUUGGAUGACCGGCUUCUCUAGAAUUCUUCUUCUUUGUAAUUGUAUAUCAUAUAUUUUUUCAAAAUUUGUUAUAAAAUAGAUGAAAUAGCUUAAUUGUAUUUAGUCUGAUGAUGUCGCUUGUAAUGUGACGAAACGUUACUCAAUAAAUUAAAUAUUUUUUAUAUUCCAAAUUUUUUUUUGAAUAUGCCUCUUUUACGAGUUAUUUGCUGGGCAAUAAUAUUUUCAACUAGAAUUCGAUUUCCGCCUGGUGUUUCUAUUGCUGAUAUUCUCAAGCAAUGCAGGCACGCUCGAUUAAAUUUUACUCCCAUACAAUUGUUUAACUAUUCCCCACCAUUUCUUAGGACCAAGAAGUACAUCAUUUAAUUUAUUGUUUAAUUUGUUAUAGAACGAUAUUUUACUUUUACGUAUAUUAAAGUUGUUGUAUUAUUCCUUUGUCGCCUAUAUAAUUCCCAAUUCUCUGGAUUCUUAUUUGCACAACACUUUUUUAGUAAACGAUUUAUUUUUCUAACAGCCCGCGUCUUACUUCGGAAUUCAUCCACGACUGUUUUAUAUAUUAGGCACAUGAGUCAUGAAAACAUCUCGAAAACAAUCAAACCAAGCAUUAUAUAAUGUGUCAAUAUUUUGUAUGUGUCUGCAAAUACAACAUCCCAAGGGGCAUUUAAUAUAGCUUUUCGAAGUUUGUUCUCAUCCACACGUGAAAGUUCCCAUGCAAAUAUGGCGCUUAUAACAAUUGGUUUUAUCAAAACUUAUACUCAUCUUGCCAGUAGUCGCAAUUACUAGGCGGACUAAUUAUCCCAGAAUCAAAAAAAUAGCCUGGCGAAUUUGUAAUUAUUAGAUCCAAUAAACUUGCUCCACUUGCCGUAACCCUUGUGGGUUCUUGGACAGGGGCGCACAUUCGAAAAAAAUUGGGGGGGUGUCCUAUGUUCUGGGACCGACUUUUGUAGUAUUUGUGUUUGGUAAGAAAAGCCAACUAUUUAAAGCGCAUAGACUGUAAGACGGGGAUAGUAUUCCAAGAGUUUAAAUAAACGUUCAGUUUUUCGGAACUUUUGCAGUGGUAUAAACUUUCGGAGGGGGGGGGGUAGAAAUUUUUAUGGAUUUCGAAUGAGAGCGCCGUAGGCGAAAGGAAAAUUUUGAAUUUCUAGAUUCAUUAGAACGCUAUUUCACGUAUUUUAGUACAAGGUUUGAAGAAAAGUUACAACCACUCAAAAAGGCAUUUUUAAGUCGCCUAAUGUUGUUAGAUCGAAAAAAUAUUUAUGUAUAGAGUUUAAAUAAACGUUCAGUUUUUCAGAACUUUUGCAGUGGUCUAAACCUUUGGAGGGGGGAGGGGGAGCAAAAUUUUUAUGGAUUUCGAGUGCGAGCGCGAGGAAAAUUUUGAAUUUCUAGAUUCAUUAUAACGCUAUUUCACGUAUUUUAGGACGAGGUUUGAAGAAAAGUUACAACCACAAAAAGGCACUUUUAAGUCGCCUAAUGUUGUUAGAUCGAAACUGAUUCUUAUGUAAAACAUAGUAUUGUACACGCAAAUACAACAGCAAAAUAGCAUCAUGUCUUCGUUUUUGUAGAAGUCGGUCAUGAGUGUUGCUUUGAGCGCAAAUUCAAGUUCAAAUGUGCUUUAAAGCAACCAUAGGCAUUUUUUACUGGUGUCGGAGACUGUCUAUAUAUACAUAUAGUUGAGACUGUCUAUAUAUAUUUGUGAUUUAAUAGCAGGAUUAAUUAUUACUUUAAUUAGGGACGAUCAUUGCAUGAUUGACACAUUUAGAUUAUUAUCAAAAAGAGUUAAAAGAUAGGAAUGUAUAGCAGGGCGCUUAUAUAGAGGGCGGUGAAACGCGCUGAUGUCGUGCUGAUCGAUGUGUGAUGCGGAAAAGGACUGGCACGGCAAAAGUUGACAAGGAGCGUGAUUUUUCCUGCUGUUGUAUUUUUGCUGUUUUUUCAUUAACUACGAAAUUCUUGAGGAUGUUUUUGCACUGUAACGACGAAGUAGUAACUAGUGUAUCGUACGAAUACUUGUUUGGCCUGUAUAGUUGAAUUUUGAAAGAAAUAUUGAGGAUAAUGAGUCGGGCUUUUGAUGACUUCAAUGAAGGGAAAUUUUCAAAACAGCAUUUGGGCAUGUUAUCAAGUCGUCCAAACUUCGAAAUUCAGUUGAUGGUAAAGAUUAUAAUUAUGUGCUUAUCUCCAAAAGUUUUCAUAAGACUCGGAGUUGAGCAAUUGAAUACACAGCGUUGGAAAGUGAGGUAUUUUUGUGUGUUAAAUUUUGCCUAAUUAGACCAUUAUUUCGCUGCAAAAAAAUAAACAACAAUUGUAUUUUGGCCAUGUCAUGAUUUUUGGUUAUUAUGUUAAUAAUUUUGUACGACUUUUAAGGCAUUCAAUUGAAGUAAUUCUGAGCCGUAAACAUAUUUUACUUCUUGGCCUUUGAAUCAAAAUACGACUCGCUCGGACGUUUGUUGAGCGCAAUAGUCGAAAAAGUUUCGUCCCAACUUUGAUUUUUUUUGACCGGCUGGCCAAGACAACUUCUCGUAAGGAUUCGUUAAAAAAAUACAAAUUCAAGUUGAGCAUUUCUUGAUUUUCAACUGAAAAGAUCAACUAGUGGCUAAAAUUAAUUGUGAACUGUAUUCUAUCGAACGUGAACGAUACGUGUACAUCCGAAGAGUUUUAAAAACCUUUCACGUCAUGCUUCUUGCGAAAGCAACCGCUCGUAAGCUUUCGCAAGCGUUUUGAGCAAAAACUCUAAAAUAUUGGCAGUAUUACCUGAAAAUACAAUAGCAGAAUCUACUAAAUUAUCGUAUAACAUCGGAAUUUUACCCCCAAUAUCUAUUUCUUCAUCAAAACUUGACUACAAAACAGUCAAAACUUCCAGCUCAGUUUUCCCGCCAUAUUUAUCCUUGCCAUAUAAGACAACGUCGCCAUAGUAACCACAACAAACUCGUUACCAGUUCAUUGCAUCACACAUCGAUCGGCGCGCCUAUAGCCGUUUCACCGCCCUCUAUAUAAGCGCCCUGGAAUGUAGUGACUGUGAGAGAGACUAGACCGCGUAUACAACUGCAUGUGAGUGAUUUUCAAUAAUAUAUUUUUAUAAAACCGAAUUUGCUUCGUCGAGAGUUUGAUUGUUCAAUACCUUUUAGUAAGGGUCAAUUUACUAAACUGGAGUUACCUACCCUACCAAGAUAAGGCAAAACCAUUCUCGACCAAUCAAAUGGCUAGAAUCUGCCUCAAGUAAGUCAAGGCCACUGAGCUUACAACCGAAAUGCAGCUGAAUGAAACUUGAUAACUGGACUAUUGUGAAUAUUAAUUACAUUUGCUAUCACUGCAGGAAGGAUUACAACUGGAGUACUGGACAAUUUUAUGAAUCAGUAAUUAUCUGCGCAAUUUUUACGUUAGUCGCGCGACUUAUUUGACAACCCCUAGAUCCGCCCCUGUUGAAAUAGCCCUUUUUUCCAGUUGAAUCAAUUCGUUCUUUAAGUAUUGUGGAAGAGAGUGAUAAAAGGCUGGUACUGCGUAAUCCAUGACAGAUCUAACGCAAGACGUAUAGAAUAACACAAGAUCUUUAACUGGUAACCUAGCUCUUUUUAAUUGAACCAGAUAAUAUAGUCUCUUACUUUUUUGACGACCUCUUUUAUAUGGGCAUGCCAAGUUAGAUUGUUACUUGUUGUUACUCCCAAUAAUUAAGCACUUUCGACUAUUUCGACUUCUUUACCAUUAAGUAUGACUUGAUCUAGAACAACUGGGUCCUUACUAAAAGAAAUUCUCAAUUCUUUACAUUUGACUGGAUGUAGUUUUAAUCUAUUUUCUUCUUACCAUUGCUUAAUAUGAUCUGCUAUGUUUUGGGCUGUACUAACAUUGCCUUUGGGAAGAAUUUCCGAUGCUGUGGCAUCAUCCACGAACUUCCACAGGUAUGGGGAAUUAAUAUUCAGGUCUUGGAUCAUCAAAAUAAAUAACCAUGGACCUAGCUUUGUACCUUGCGGUACACCAGACGGAACAAGGCCCCACUCAGAAAAACAGCUAUCGGCCAAUUUGACUCUCUGCGUUCUAUGAGAAAGAAAAUCUAUUAUCCAGUUAAUUAUACUUCUAGGUAUGUUCAAAUUACCCAGUUUCUUUACAAGAAUGGUAUGGUCGAUAAAAUCGAAUGCCUUGCGAUAAUCAAACAAUAUUGUCCUUAUUGUCGCCCCAUUCCCGUCAGUGUUUAUAAACCAGUGAUGCAGCAUACUAAUUAACGCCAUAGUGGUUGACGAGUUUGGAAUCGCUCCAUAUUGACUAGCAUCGAUUAUGUCUAGAAUUGCCGGUUUAACAUAAUCCUCAACAAUGAAUUCCUCUGCCACUUUAGAGAUGCAGGGAGUCAGGGAAAUAGGCCUGAGAUCUUUUUCCAAUAUAGUCACUGGUUUUUUGGGGGGUAACGGCGAAACAUUUGCUUUCUUCCAGAUGGUAGGCAACUGCUGUUCGUAAUAGGAAGCAUUGAUAAUUUUCAUGACAGGAAGGGCCAAAAGGUAAGAAUAUUCUUUAAAAAUCCAGUUUGGUAGAUUGUCUGGCCCAGGCGCCUUGUGAGGAUUUAGUUUUGCUAGAACUUUUUGAACACGUUCUUCGGUAACUUGCAAAAAUUUCGGUGGGUCUUCUAACGAAAGACGUUCGAGGGGUUCUGAUAUUCUGUAUUCGGCCAAGGGUGCAAGAAAGGCAGUAUCAAUGGUGUUAGCUUGUUCAUGUGGAGGGAGGUUCGUAAAUCCUUCGACAUUGAUUUAAUGGGAUAAAUUUGUGCCUGCCGACUUUAUUCCACUUAACCGCUUAACCUCAUUCCACCACUUCCUUGGGACUUCUCCUUUAAGUUGUUUAAUGUUGGAUUCGUAGUAUUUUGCCCUGCAGACUUUUCUUUCUCUGUUGACACAAUUUCGGUAAUAUUUAAAUUAGGGGGAAUGUACACUGUGCGCAUUGAAAGCUUUUUGUCUCUUAAAAAUUAGGGAUUUAAGCUUCUGGUUCAUCCAUGGAGCGUCAGCUGGGUGAAUACGAAUUUGUUUUUCUGGCAUUAUGGUGUCUAGUCCAGAAUGAACUACUUCUUGGAAGACUGUCCACAUAUUUUCGCAAGUAUCCAAGGAACUGAGCAUUAAGGUCCAAUCAAUUGAACUUAAGUAUCUUCCCAUUUCUAAUUUACGACUUUUCCGCUGGUCACGUAUUGUUAUCGAUUUUUUAGUAUUAUUUUUCUGGGGCCGGUUGUACGAAAGGUGGAUAAGUUAUCCAGUGGAUAAGUCCUAUCCAAUGGAUAAAUCUCCUAUCCAAUGGAUAGCUAUCUGCCGAAUAAAAAUGCGUUGUACGAAGCACGGAUAGCAGGGUGGAUAGCUAUCCGUCGGAUAACCUUAAUUUUAACCGGAGAAAACCGGAUUUUCCUGAAAUUUCUUAUCUCUACGUCAGCUGUUGCUAGGUAUUUGUAAACUUUUGUUGUAGUAUCUUCGUAUAACUUGUGAAUUCCACUAACCUUUGAACUAUCAACUUGCAAUAUAAAAGUUUUUUGUUCAUGUUUAUAUUUUGGAGUUUUUCUCGUCCAAUCGUUGCAAUAUUUCGUUUUCCCACAGUGAAGAGUUUGCUAUCUUCUUAUCGAUAUUUCUUUAAAAGAUUUUUGGCUUCUUUAUGCGAAGGCAAUAGCAAAGACUGCGAGUUUGUUUUCUUGUUUCAGUACGUUGAUUCAGUUUUAGUUUAUAUACUGUCUGAAUAUUUGUUCUUUGACCUUUCACGUCAUUCAAAACAAUUUUAAGAACAUUUUCUCGCAAGAUUUGAUUGGCUGAUCAAGGCCAUCGAACAAAAUUUUUCGACUUUCGGCGCCUUGUUGUCUAUUUAUAUGCAGCUAUAUUUGUUUGGCGUUGAAGGGAACUCAUUUAAUGAAAGUUUUAUUGCUUGUUUUCGAGCUAUAUAACGUAAGGACUAGCUAGAAAACGUAACGUCUAAGCACUGACACAGGUCUGCAUAAAAUAUGGCAAAGUCAUGGCAUUAUUUAAUGGGCAAGUGACUCAAAGUGAGCUCGGUACGUCAAGAGCAAGAGAAGUCAUAAGUAAGUUUCCAUGUUUAUUUAGUGUCAAAAAAGGGACUUCUAAACGGUAUUUGUCCAUUUCUAUCACAAUAGCAAUCCUUUUUAAAUGAAAUAAACAUUGUUUUGUCUUCAUACUUCGAGUUUAUCCGCCGGAUAGUGGAUUUAAACUACCUCCGGACCUCGGAUAAAUUUAUCCAACGGAUAGUGCAUUUUAUCCGUUGGAUAGCGCUAUCCAAGCUUCGUACAACGCGAUUUUUACUCCGGAUAAAAUUUAUCCGCUGGAUAGGGACUUAUCCACCGGAUAGCGAUUUAUCCACCUUUCGUACAACCGGCCCCUGGUAUAUUGUUCUGCGUGCAUGACUAUGGUUCCUUGACAAUCAAACCUAUAUAUAGCCCCAACAGGCAGAGUGGAUUCGAUUGACUCUAUCAGUAAAAAAAUUAGCAAUCUGGACACAGAAUUGAUCUCGUUCUGCCCGGAUAACGAGCUGGUUAUCGACAGUUAUGCAGAUGUGCGGACAUCCUCAAGUGGACAUGAUGACAAUAUGUUUGGUUUUGGAAAUCUCGAGAUUGAUUAUCGUGCACCGAAGCAAGUGACAAGAAGAUCUAGCGUCUCUACCAGAGGUUUGCAAAUUUUGAUUGACUGCUGCCACUGUGCAAUAUACCAAAAUAAACUGAGUACAUGCUUUGCAGAUCCCUGCUAUUUCAUUACUAUAUCCAGUUUAGCAGUUAACUCCUUUAGCAAAAAGUCAAAUUCAAAGUGAUCUUACUGUAUUUUUCAGAAAAAGCAAAAAGAGAUAUGAACAAAUUUGCUGGAGUGUACUCAUUAAGAACAGGUGUGCAAAUGAAUCUUGACUAUUACUGUAAAGUCUGUCAAUUAAAUCUUGUGUUUGAACACCAUUAACUCUUAUUGACCCAUAUUCAUUCUUGUCAACUUUCACCAACAAAUACACAGGCCAAUAGAGAGAUUGAAAAUGUUAGAAUGCUGCUUGAAAUAAUAUCUUCUUGUUUUAGUCAUGGAAAAGAAUACAAAUCCUCUAAAUGUAGGACCUUCCAAACUUGCUGAAGGUCAAAAGAAAAAACUUUUCAGCAAGGUACUAUGAUUUUAUUUUCAGACAUAUAUUUCAGUUACAACUAUAUAUAGAUUCAAUAGAUAGACAGUGGCGGAAAUUCACUUUUUCCGGGGGGGGGGGGCAAAGCCUCCUAAAUUUCCGAUAAAACUUUCAAAUUUCCGACAUACCCCCCCCCCCCUUGAAAACACUGUUUUUAGCCCUCUUUUAGGUCAAAAUUUCCGAAAAUUCGUCAAUUUUCUGUGAUGAGGGGGUGCCGCGCCUCCACCACGAUUUCCGCCACUGUAGAUAGAAUUACAUAACUUGCUAAAAUGGACAAUUUAUGCAAAUCCUCUAGAUUCACAAAAACCAAUCAAGUGUUUCCAAAAGACCAAUGUUGGUUGAGGUAUGAUCAUGAUUACACAUUUUUUGUUCAAAGAUCUCAAACUCAAUAAUGUUAAUCCUGUCAGUUCAGUGUUAGCUGCCAAGUUUGUUCUGCAAAAACAUUUUCUAAUAUUCCUUGGUAUAUGAUAUUUUGCCGAGAAUUUAUUUCGAUGUUUAAAGUUAAAGUUCUAAUUUUUUGGCUUACAAAACUGUUUUUUGUAUGACAAUUUGUCAUUUUAGGCUGUUAAUUCGCAUCCUGGUAUAUUUUUUUGCAGCAUAAAUCAGGUUAAGUCUUGUAUCGAUAAAAAGUAUUUUUCAUUUUAUUUUUCAUAUUUAGUUGCACACAUUUCCUGGUUUCCAUGCAGACGAGUUGACUCCGUUACCAGCGUCAUUAUCAGCUAGAUAUAUUUUAAACAUUGUCACGCGUGCCCAAAGAGAUCUCAUAAAGAAAGUAAGGACUGUGUGUAUCAAGUAAAUCUUAUAUUUGUGAAUGGUUUAGUACAUCAAUUCAUUUUGGCCACUGGGGUGUUACCAGAAGAUUAAAAAAUUCGUCAAUUUAAUUAAAAUUGGGAAUUUUAGUUAGCCUGCGACAUUCAGAUCGGAGUUAAGGAAUAUUGUGUUUUUUAUGUGACGUUCUCGUGGCCUAGCGCCAGCUGAACUAAAUUGAAACUUUUGAAGUGCAAGUCACCUGACAUUGUUUUGCGUACUAAAAACAGACAAGUAUAUAUUUUAGGCUACAUGACAUUGUCCCAACACUUAUCUGGGACCAAGGGCAGAUUUUCAUUUUUUAAAGGAACCCAAUUUUUUUUGACUUGAAAGAAGAAAUUCGCACCUAAAAUCACAGCAAAAAUUUUAAGUGUAAAGGACGCAAUGCCACUGAAAAGGUUAAUAUAUUUCAUAAAAGGUUCAUGUAUUUUUUUUAGCCUGGAUUUAGGAAAGAAUUUAAAAGAAUGUUUCUUAGUCAUCCAACUCAAGCUCUUAUUCAGGUAUAUAUUAUCUUUUUUUUUUAAUUGUGUCAAAAUUAUCGUCUUUCGUUGAAAAAGUUUCUUCAUCCAUGGUAUAGCACGUAUAGGUUUAGCGGUAUGAGCCUUUGCCUUUUAAGAAUUUUUAUGAAAGUUGCGUUAUUUCGAAAGUUACGUUAUAUUACAUUUUGAAUUUGAAUUUUUGUAGGAUUUGUUUUGGUGGUUGUUCCUUGAAAAGUAUCAGGUAUAUUUAGCGUUUCUUCUUGCCAUUUAGUCAGUAUGUGUAUUAAUAUUUACUGACUUAAAAAUAAAACCUAAACUAAACUAACUGUAUUUAUACUGGAUAGCUCUAUCAGUUUUAAACUAUUCUUCCUAGAGGUCCAGUAAGGAUCAUAUCUUAUUGAUCCAGUGUUAUUACAGGAGGAAACCUGAACUAAACAAACUUUAUUUAUACUGGAUAGCUUUAUCAGUUCUAAGCUGUUCUUCCUUGAGGUCCAGUAAGGAUCAUCUCUUAUUGACCCAGUGUUACUACAGAAGGAAACCUAAACUAAACUAACUUUAUUUAUACUGGAUAGCUCUAUCAGUUCCAAACUGUUCUCUCUAGAGGUCCAGUAAAGAUCACCUCUUAUUGAUCCAGUGUUACUACAGGAGGAAACCUAAACUAAACUAACUGAAUUGUACCCGAAAGAACUGCGACGUUUCAUGGUGUCUAACUGACAACAUGGAAAAGUCUUAUAAAUUUAUAUUUUUAAUCUUAGUCCUGUCCAGAAGUGCAGAGUCAGCUAUUCACUCGAGUUGCGUGUAACUACGUCAAACUGAUCAUCAGUGGUUCAGAAAAUAUUCACAGAGAGACAUUCUUUACGCGUUUUCCAUCCUUAGUAUGUCAGGCAGUGUACACUGUAUUUUGUCGAGCAUUUCCGACCUCGUACCGACAAUUUGACGAUCGUUUCAAACAAGAUCUGGCCGACGUUACUUACUUGUGGAUUGUGGGUAAUUAUAUGUUGCAUACUUUUAAAUCCAGUUUUUGAUGCAUAUCAACAAUAUGUUGUUGAAACUAAACUACCUUUAUUUAUACUGAAUAGCUCUACCAGUUCUAAACUGUUCUUCCUAGAGGUCCAGUAAGAAUCAUCUCUUAUUGAUCCAUCAUCCAGUGUUACUACAGGAAGAAACCUAAACUAAACUAACAUUAUUUAUACUGGAUAGCUCUAUCGGUUCUAAAUUGUUCUUCCUAGAGGUCCAGUAAGGAUCAUCUCUUAUUGAUCCAGUGUUACUACAGGAAGAAAAUUAAAAAACAUUAAAAAAAAAUUCAAAAACUAAUGUGACAUUCUGAUCACUGGAUCGUGACUGGAUGGCACUAUUGUUCCAUGCUGUUGUGUAAAUGGUUCAUUGUUUUAUUUGCUAGGAACGCGACCUGUUCGACGUUGUUGGGAGAGAUGGCCUCUCCCCUUUCUUGAACCGGAAGGGAUGAACAAAGAGGAAGAAAUUCAAAAAAAUGUAUCAAAAGGUGGCGAACAUUUUUCUAAAGUUUUGAAAAGUCUCCGCUUUAGUCAUGAUAAAAACAUAACAAAAGGCACCUUACAACUGGCCAGUAAAAACACUUUGCAUAACAAUAUCCACUGGAAAAUUUUGUUCAAAAUCCUAAUAGUCUUCGUUGGAAAUAGUUGGAAAUCCAAUUUUCACACAGACACUGAUUGCAAUUUACAUACUAUGGAUAUAGUUGGGUUUUUUUUUAUCUCGGCAAUCCAAGAACACAAACCACUUUCGGCCAAAAUGUGGUUGCAAAAUGCGAAAAAUAUAGCCAUGCGAAAUUUGCAAAUUUUGUAUUAAUUUGUAUUACGCUCGGGAAAAUACACAUUUCGCAGCCAAACUUUGCAAUUUUACUAAUUUCAAUAUGCUCUUUCUAGCUGUGCUGAUGGAUUUUGUUUUUCGUGCCUAGAUCAAAAUUUAGUCUGUAGCUGGAUUCAUUUAAGAAAUAUGCGGCUGUUUCAGGCUAGGAAUCAUCCAUUGCGGCAAAUUUCACUAUUUUUACCAGUUAUCUGAGGGAUGUACUAUUUAAAUGAAAAGAUAGUUUGAUUGUAUAGUUAAAUUUAUAAAAUGUUUUCUCGCUCUUUCGCUAUAGAGUUCGCUUUGGGAUUAUUCGACUCAGAGUCUGACCAAAUUAUUAACCAUCCCUCACGAGAUAGCUUGAGAAUCGGAAAGCCCGAGCGCAGGCGAACAAUGUCGAAAGUGUACAAUCGUAAGUCUAUCGGAGACAUUGACGAGGUAACCGCUGUGUCUGCUGACGAAGAAAUAGUGAAGAGAAAAGCAUCCCUCAGGAGUAUCAACGAUAGACACGAGCCCAUGCCGACUGCAGAAAUUGCUACGAAACCAUCGCUCAGAAUGACACGCGAUAAACUUGAACCUAGCAGACCAGGAGAAACUUUAGUGGAAACAUUUCAAAAACCAUCAGACACGAAAUUGAAUAUUUCGAAAUCAUUGCAAUCCACCAGGACAAGCGAUUCGUCUUUGCUGAGAAAUACAAAGAAACGCGAGGUAAGAAGGGUUUUUGGGUAUUGCAAGGGUAUUAGGGGUCCCUCAGGGAUCAGAAAGUUUUUCCCACUUUUAUCCAGCCUCCACUAUGUAAACAAUCAAAUUUGAUGGCGUUUGACUCCACUAAACACCUCAGGUUUUUUCCAAAUAUUCUAGUUUCUUAAUGGAGCUCUAGGGAGAACAGUUUGGAUAAAGCUAUACUAUCCAGGAUACAUAAAGUUAGUUUAGUUUAGGUUUCUUUCAGUGGUUACACGGGGCCAAAAAUUGUGACUGUUAUUGAAUUUCUAAGAGGAAGAGUUUGGACUUGAUUGAGCUAUCCAGUAUAAAGUUGUUGAGCAACAUCAGCAAAUGAAAUAGUUUUUAGAUCUAAAUAUUAAUCAGCUUUGUAGUAGGAAACAUUUCCAAGUAAUACUUAAAAAACAUUUUCUGCAUAAUUUUCUUUAAUUAACUUUAGUUUCCUAAUUGUGUUAAAUUAACAAAUAUAAAACAUUUUCCGUGUUGAUAUAUAUACAGUUAUAUCAACACGAGUGGAAAUUGGGAAAACGAGAAAUUGUGUGGAGUGUUUUCACACAAUUUCGAGUUUUUCCAAUUUUCACGAAUGUUGAUAUAACUGUAUAUCAAUACGGAAAAAUGUUUUAUAUUUGUUUUAUAAUAUAGCACAAAGAAACAUAAAGAAAGAAAUUUUCCGACGUUUCCGUGUUGACAUUGAGUUAUAUCAACACGGCUCUUAGCCAAUCAGCGUUCAGAAUUUACAAUUGCUAUAUAAUUAUAACACUCUAUAUGACUUACAAAAGAACGCAGCUUGAUAUCGAUGCUUCGCUGCAUUUAAUCCGUUACCUCGCCAAUGCGUCAAUACUAUUUAUCAAAAUGAAAUUAGUCUUACAUCAAAUAUCUGUCCGCAGGGCCGCAGGUUCGAUUACCUAAAGUUGCAUUUUCCGCAGUUGUUCCUGAUCAGGUUUAAUAAAUGUACAUAUAUAAAUUUCCACUCGACAAUUUCCGUUUACAAUACCUAUCAAAUAUAAAUUAUUCAUUGGAGUGAGAUGCCAAGAAAAUCUAGCAGAUAAUUAACUCGUCUUGAAUCAAGAAAUUGAAACAUUGGCAAAGAAAAGUGUUUUUGGACUUAAGUCUUAAAUAACGAUUUGUAUGAAUGAGUGAAUGAAUCAGUUUAUUUAUUGAGGGUGGACACCAAUCUAACAUUUAGUAUUGUAAAAGGUUAAUGAAGGUGGCACUCCCUCAGUUUACAAAGGUAAUCAAACCUAUGCAUAUUUAUACUAUACAAUAAAAAAGUAAAAAUAUGCUAUUACAAAUUAAAUUAGAAAUUUAGAGAUAUGAUUCAGUUACUGAUUUCUUAAAAGUACUUAAAGUCAAGUCUUUGAAACCGGUAGUUAAGUUGUUCCAAAUCCUUACACCUCGAUAGCUAAAGGAUUUUUGACCUGAGAAAGAUAUAUCGGUAGCGAGAUUCCAAAUUUCCAAUGAAUUCAAGUAUUUAAAAUUAUUUUAUGCAUAAUUGUCUCCCAAGUAAUUGGGGUUGCGCUAAAAUGCUCCGCAUGACUUACAAAAGAACACAACCACGCCCACACUUUGAAAUGUAUACUACAUGGCGCCAUUUAAUGACCUAACAGAAUAUAUAUAAUUAUGUUAUUCCUCAAAAUCUGUGAAAGAGCCUUACAUCAAUGUCUGCCUUCUAGUAAGCUCUCUCUUGGAACAUUGGCAAACGAAAUGAUUUAAAUAAUGCUUUGCAAGUUUUGUAUUCAGAAAGAUAGAGCGAGAUUCCCAUGUCCAUGAAUUCGAGUUCCAAGUAUUGUUUAGAAACAUUCUAUGCAUAAUUUUCUUUAAAAAACCUUUGUUAUGUUCAAAUGAUGUGUUAUGACUCACAAAAGAACACUGUUUGGUAUCGAUAUUAUCUGAAGUGGUCUUAUGAUAUAACGACACAUCAUCUGUCUAUUUUCUUUCAGUAUGAACAGGGAAGCUCUAAGACAGCGUCUUUAAAAUCUGUCUUUCUAACAAAAAUAUCAAAAACAUAGCAAACGUUUUCUUCAGUUUGUUUCGAAGAGAAAUGGCGAAGCCAGAUUAUGGGCCAGAUUCAUUCGGUGGAUAUGACGAAGUGCGGUUUGAAAACAAAGUUGACAUUAAAUUCGAGUGCUCUAUUUGUCUCAAGGUCUUAAAAGAUCCCGUACAAUGCCCGAAUGAACACUACUUCUGCCACUCGUGUAUUCAAAAGUGUUUGCACGAAAACUCCGAAUACUGCCCUGUGUGUCAACACCAUCUGACGGAAGAAACCUUAACCAAACCACCGAGACUUUUGACUGAAUUGUUGGAGAAUCUCAUGAUUCGUUGUGAUCACGAAAACCGUGGCUGUCGAGAGUUGGUCAGGCUUGAAGUUCUUGAUCGGCAUGUCGACAGCUGUGGUUAUUCACCAACACCUUGUACAAACGCUGGUUGCGCAGAAGUCAUGAACCGACACGAGAAAGAACGACACGAACGUGAACAGUGUCAGUUUCGUAAGAUCGUUUGCGACGAGUGUGGAGAACAAGUAAUAUGGAAGUCAAGUCGUGUACACCCGUGCUUCAUGCGAAAAGAAAUGGACGAUUUAGCGAGAAGAUUAAACAUUGUUCAAAAUGAUGUGAGGGACGUCGAGGAUGAAGUAAAAAACCAAGUAAAGUUGACUCAAGAGGAAAUGGCAUGUCUUGCAAAAGAAGCGACCGAAAGAUGUAAUUUAUUCACUGGUAGACAGAAGAUUUUUGUUUGUGGAGGGCGGGAUGAUAAGACUGUUUUGAAUUCCGUAGAGACAUACAGCUGGCCCGAGAAUUCCUGGACACUGGAACCAGCAAUGAAGGAGGCACGAUCAAGCCUUUCGGCAUUUGUCCAUGGUCGUGAAAUAUAUGUCAGUGGCGGCAUCAUUGGGACCAAGGCCACUGACAGUAUUGAAAGCUACAAUGUUGACGAAGAAAAUUUAGAAUGGGUCAAGUCUCUUGUCAAAAUGCCAUUCGAGUCGAGUGGACACGAAAUGGUGUGUCAAGAGAACAGUGCUAUUUUAACUGGUGGAUGGUACGGUGACAAUGUUUCUGAUGAGAUUUACGAAAUCAGUCUAAAUCCUCCACAUAAUCGGAAAUUACUGACCCAGAUGCCAGAACCAAAAUGUCGCCAUAGUUGUGAGAUGAUUGACAACCAGGUUCUACUGGCUGGAGGAAGGGCAUCAAAAUACAUCAAGGACACUAAAAGCACUGUGUGCGUAUAUGACCUGAACAAUAAUGAAUGUAAAACCUUACCACCACUGCCAUUUGCUAUUGCUGAAAUGGCUAGUGUUAGUUAUAAAGGUAAUGUAAUUUUGAUCGGAGGUGUUGAUCAGAAAGUUCAAACAUUAAACAGUGUAGUAAUGUAUGAUGUGAAAACAGGAGAAAUUAAAAUGUUGCCUUGUCUUAAUCAUAAAAGAGCAGGAAGUGCAGCAGUUAUCGCUGGCAAUGUUAUUAUUGUUGUGGGCGGACAUGAUUAUGAAACUAAAACAUAUCUCAGUUCUGUAGAGUGUUUAGAUUUAAGUAGCAAUGUAUGGAGAGAACUGUCGCCAAUGACAACUAAGCGAGGUUAUCCAACUGCAGUUAUGAAACCAUUACGCUAGAAUGUAUUCAAAUGAUCUGUAGGAACAAAAAACUGAUUAAGCAAUACCAUGAUUUAGUUAAAGUUGCAUGUCAAUUUGUACAAUAAUUUAUAAUGUAUAGCAAGUAAAACAAUAGAGGUUAGAUCUUUUGAAACUUGAUUCUUACAGGUAAACUACGUCAAGCGUUCCUCUUUUGAGUUUCUAAAUUGAUUGCAAUUUUCCUCAUUACCUUUGCAAUUUAAAAAACUCCCUUACAAAUCCCUUGAGAGAAUUUUCAAUGUUGCUAAAAGCCAAUUAAAUUUUCCUCAGUUCCUGUUAGAAGUUCUUAACUUCCUGUUACAAGUUCCUAACUUCCUGUUCUGUUCUGGGCGUUGUAAUUGGCUAACAAAAAUAAUCCAUCAAUGACAACGGUCAGAACAGAACAGGAAGUCAGGAAAUUAAAACAGGAAGUUAGGAAAAUUUAAAAUGAACAUUGGAAUAUUGCAACAGCCGAUAGGAACAUUGCAAAUUCCCUCAAGGUUUUUCAAAGACUUUUUCAAAUUUGCAAAGCUAAUGAGGAAAAUUUCAAAUGAGUUAGGAAGUCAAAAGAGGAACGCUUCACGUAGUUUACCUGUAAAGGCACAGUUCAGCCUUUUGAAUGAUGGUUUUUAAGGCGCAUUUCAGCCCUUUUAAUUGAAAAAAACUAACGAGGAAAAUCAAUUAUGCAUAAUUCGAGAUCAGUAAACUCAAUGUUUUUAACAAUAAAAAUGUUUUAAAAUGUUAAAAACAUGAAGUUUGCUGAUCUUGAAUUAUGCUUAAUUGAUCAGUUUCCUGGUUAGUUUUUCAAUUAAAAGAGCUGUAAUGCAUCUUACUGUAAAAACCAUCAUUCAGAAGGUUGAACUGUGCUUUUAAUAAAAUGUAUCACUAAAAACCUUGUGAAACUCAUUAAUAAUUCAUGAAGAAAACACAAAAGAAAUCAUGAUCGUGAAGGGAUUUGUAUAAACUUUAAGUUCAAUUUUCUCACCAAAUAUCAUUCAUUUAGUUGGUCGAGUGUUUUAUAUCUGAUAAAGGACGGACUGCGAAUGUUUUAAAUGGCUUAAAAAAACGACCUAUCUGAUGAGUUCAUUGACAAAGUAAUUAUAAAAAUCAACGUUGUCUAAGCGCGGCAAAUCAAAGCUAAGUUCAUGUAAAUUACUCAUGAUUUUUUAUCACAUAUAAAACCACCGACAUGGCAGUGAUUUCUUUUGUAUUUUCCUCAUGAAUUAUUAAUGAGUUUUAAAGUACUAUAGAGCCUCUGCACAUGACGUCACAAGAAUUUUAAUUAGACUCUUUUGUCUGGAACACCAACAUGGCCGCCAUGGCUUUUGUUGACUUGGUCCCUGCGGGAAUGAGUGCAAGCGCAGUAUACAGCCUGUCCCAAAAAAAACCCAAACUAUUGAAAUAUCGUAAUGUUAGAAUUCGAAUGCCUCAGCACUCUGCUCAACACACAAGUGCAUAAAAGCUUGACAUAAGUACAUUUUAUGCAUAAAGAAACUGUUUAAGAAGCUGCUUUAAAUUCCCAAGGGCAGAAAAUCGUGCGCUUUACAAAGAUAUUUUAAUUUCUUGAUAAGUCAAUAUUUAAUAUAUGCACCCUUGGCCUUGUCAAUAUUUUACGCAUGUUUGCAUUCAGCUUAGUGGUAUAGGGCGUUCAUAUUUUAACAUCACGUUAUUUCAAUGGUUUGGGGACAUCCUGUAGUCUACAUUAUACAGAUGUCUCACUGUCUGUGACAGUCCAACUACUGUAUAAACUCUCUGCUCUCUCUUUUCGUGACUAUAUCACUCUCACCUCAACUGUCAAUCAUUGUUGCGUCAUGCAAUAAUAAACUAAAGAAAUAUUUGUAUGUGUCAGUUCCCUAGAGACAGUCCAAUAUCUCCAUCCUAGGCCUUCUAUUUUUAUUAUUUUUAAUAUUCAGCGCUUUUUCACAUGAGAAGACUGGGACUAGUAGAUUUGUGGGCGGGGCGAAAUACCAUGGCGACACUUACCAAAUGCUAGCCCGAAAUUGACGAAACCUGCCAAAGAUGCUAGCCUGAAAUUGACCAAACUUGCCAAAGCCAGCCGAGUAAAGGCCUAGGUCUUGGCUGUAAUAAAUUGAGAAGUCUGGAAUAUGUGUCUAGUUUUGCCCGCAUGUUUAACUAAAAACGCUUCUAUGGAGGAGAGAGCCUUGUUGCAUGAUUUCAUCAUCUAAUCUCACAAAAUAUUUCAGUGUUAUUUAAACCUGUUAAACUGGUCUGGAUCCGCCCCUGGAUAAAUCCAUAUAAACAAUUGCAACUUUAUAUGUCAAUGUUUAUAUUUAUCAAAGUGAAACUCAAAACGAAUGAACGAAAUUAGCCUUACAUCAAUAUCUGCCUUGUAGUUAGUCCAGUUAACUCUGUCUUGAGUCAAGAAGUUGGGACGUUAGCAAAAUAAUAGUUUUUACAAAUAAAUAAUGCUUUGUAGUCAGAAAUAUAAAUAUGAUUCCAUGAAUCCAGUUCCAAGUAUUAAUUAAAAACAUUCCAAGCAUACCACAACUGGUCUUAUGAUCGUCUUAUGAUAUAAUUCUCGUCAUCAGACUAUCUUCUUUCAUUACAACAUCUGCAAGACAAGGAAGCCUUCACACAAUCUGUCUUUCUAACAACGAUAUCAAAAACAUAGAAAAAGUUUUCUUCUAGCUGUUUGGAACAGAAAUGGCGAGGCGAGAUUCAUUCGGUGGAUAUGAAGAAGAGCGAUUUGAAAACAAAGUCGACAUUAAACUGCAGUGCUCUAUUUGUCUCAAGGUCUUAAAAGAUCCCGUACAAUGCCCGAAUGAACACUACUUCUGCCACUCGUGUAUUCAAAAGUGUUUGCGCGAAAACUCCGAAACUUGCCCAAUGUGUCAACACCAUCUGACGGAAGAAACCUUAACCAAGCCACCGAGAAUUUUGACGGAAUUGUUGCAGAGUCUCAUGAUUCGUUGUGAUCACGAAGACCGUGGCUGCCCAGAGUUGGUCAAGCUUGAAUUUCUUGAGCGACAUGUCAACAGCUGUGGUUAUUCACCAACGCGUUGUACAAAUGCUGGUUGUAAAGAAGUCAUAAACCGACACGAGAAAGAACGACACGAACGUGAACAGUGUCAGUUUCGUAAGAUCGUUUGCGACGAGUGUGGAGAACAAGUAAUAUGGAAGUCAAGUCGUGUACACCCGUGCUUCAUGCGAAAAGAAAUGGACGAUUUAGCGAGAAAAUUGAACGUUGUUCAGAAUGAUAUGAAGGACGUCAAGGAUGAUGUGAGGGACGUCAAGGAAAAAGAAGAGCAAGUGGAACUGACUCAGGAGGAAAUGGCGUAUCUCACAAAAGAAGCAACUGAAAGAUACAAUUUAGUUACAGGCAAACAGAAGAUUUUCGUUUGUGGAGGGCAUGAUGGCAAGACUGUCCUUAAUUCCGUAGAGACAUACAGCUGGCCCGAGAAUUCCUGGACACUGGAACCAGCAAUGCAGGAGGCACGAUCAGCUCCUUCAGCAUUUGUCCAUGGUCGUGAAAUAUAUGUCAGUGGCGGAGGCACUGGGACCAAGAACACUGUCAGUGUUGAAAGCUUAAAUGUUGACAAGGGAAAUUUAGAAUGGAUAACGUCUCCUGUCAAAAUGCCAUUAAAGUGCCAUGGACACACAAUGGUUCGUCAAGAGAACAGUGCUAUUUUAACUGGUGGACGUGACGGUGACAAUGUUUCUGAUGGGAUUUACGAAAUCAGUCUAAAUCCUCCCCAUGACACGAGAUUACUGACCCAGAUGCCGGAGCCAAAAUGUUACCAUAGUUGUCAGAUAAAUGACAACCAGAUGGUGGUGGCUGGAGGAAUGACGUCAAAAUACUUCAAGGACACCAAAAACACUGUGUACGUAUAUGACCUGAACAAUAAUAAGUGUAAAACAUUACCACCACUGCCAUUUGCUAUUGCUGAUAUGGCUAGUGUUAAUUAUAAAGGUAAUGUAAUUUUGAUUGGAGACAGUAAUAAGAAAGGUCAAUCAUUAAACAGUGUAGUAAUGUAUGAUGUGAAAACAGGAAAAAUUAAAAUGUUGCCUUGUCUUAAUCAUAAAAGAGCAGGAAGUGUAGCAGUUAUCACUGGCAAUGUUAUCAUUGUUAUGGGCGGGUAUGAUUAUCAAACUAAAACAUAUCUCAAUACUGUUGAGUGUUUAGACUUGAAUUCUGGCAAUGUAUGGAGAGGACUGUCGCCAAUGACAACUAAACGAAAUAAUGCAACUGCAGUUUUAAAACCAAUUUCUUAGAAUGUUUUUAAUUGAACUGUAGAAAAAACUGAUUUGUGUAUACUAAGUAAGAUAAUUGAUCAAUAUAGAUAAGAUAAAUUAUUAAUCAUUUUUUUUUAAAUUAAAUAAUUCCUUCAUUACUUAAAACCAUCUCAGAAAAUCUUUCACCGUCUCUACAUUAUUAAUGGUUUAUGAAUUUAUAAAUUAUACUAAAUACUAGUCCAAUCAGUUGUAGAGUGCUUUUCUAGGAGUUACUACAGAAGGAAACCUAAACUAUACUAAAACUUUACUCGAAACUGUUUUUCCUAGAGGUCCAGGAGGGUCAUCUCUUAUUGAUCUAGUAUUGCUAAACUAACUUUAUACUGGAUAGCUCUAUCAGUUCUACUCUAUUUUCCCUAGAGGUCCAGUAAGAGUCAUUUCUUAUUGAUCCAGUGUUACUACAGGAGGAAACCUAAACUAAACUAACUUUAUUUAUACUGGAUAGCUCUAUCAGUUCUAAACUGUUCUUCCUAGAGGUCCAGUAAGGAUCAUCUCUUAUUGAUCCAGUGUUACUACAGGAGGAAACCUAAACUAAACUAACUUUAUUUAUACUAGAUAGCUCUAUCAGUUCUAAACUGUUCUUCCUAGAGGUCCAGAGUUAGGGUGUAGAUAACCUAAAGUUGGAUGUAGUCGACAAAUGGCGGAUACACUUGGACUGCAUGCGUUUUAUUAUUUUUAUUCGUCCGCCUGAAUCCACAUUUUAUUCUAAUUCUCACAUGUUUGACAGUGUGCCUUUCGCCGUCCAUAUCCGCCGGUCAGGUCGGUUCGAGUGUGUUUCGGAACAGAAUCUAGUUUCUUCGAUAUCAAUGUAAUCUAGUAAUCAUGAUUUUGUCUGUGUUGGUGACAGACGCACCAACACAGACUAAAUCACGAUUACUUCUUUUCUUGUUACAGUCAUGUUACGUGGGAAAAGGCCCAGAAUUUCAAAAGGUUGUAUUUGACCUCCAUGGACAGAGUCCUUUGGUGAAACAUUUUCUUCAAAACAAACGUCUCGCUAAAGAUUCUGGAACGUCAAUUCUCGUACAAAGGACAGAAAUAGAUAAAUUACCUCCGUAUCCUUGACGAAGCAAUGUCUGAUUGUUAUCCUUUUCAGUUUUGACUCUACAAAACUCCUGUAGUAACACUGGAUCAAUAAGAGAUGAUCCUUACUGAACCUCUAGGAAGAACAGUUUAGAACAGUUUAGAACUGGUAGAGCUAUCCAGUAUAAAUAAAGUUAGUUUAGUUUAGGUUUCAUCCUGUAGUAAUACUGGAUCAAUAAGAGAUGAUCCUUACUGCACCUCUAGGAAUAACAGUUUAGAACUGAUAGAGCUAUCCAGUAUAAAUAAAGUUAGUUUAGUUUAGGUUUCCUCCUGUAGUAAUACUGGAUCAAUAAGAGAUGAUCCUUACUGGACCUCUAGGAAGAACAGUUUAGAACUGAUAGAACUAUCCAGUAUAGAUAAAGUUAGUUUAGUGUGGGUUUCCUCCUGUAGCAACACUGGAUCAAUAAGAGUUGAUCCUUACUGGACCUCUAGGGAGAACAGUUUAGAACUGAUAGAGCUAUCCAGUAUAAAUAAAGUUAGUUUGUUAAUUUCCUUAAUGAAAGGUAGUAUAAAUGCUCCAACAUACCGCGAUGUUAUCAAAGAAUCGUUGAAAUCAUCACAUGAACUCGAGAAACAAAUACAAAGGUAAUAUUCUUAAGAAAAUCUUAAAUAUUUUCCCGCAUGGACAUCUUCAAAUGAACAUCUAUAGAUCAAUCUACUAACCUUAUGGUGAAGGUUAUUCGCUCGGAACGUCGAACGUAUUCUCAUUUUUUACCGGUAGAUCAUUGUAGAAUACUACCUACACUGGACCCCAGAUUUGAGAUACAACUACCCGAAAAAUACAAGUAGAACUUUCAACGUUUCGAGCGAAGAACUGUCUUGUUGUCGCUACCUACCAUGGCGCUUAUAUACCGGUAUAUAAGCGCCCUGCUACCUACACCAAUCUUUGCCUACACUGGCAAAGACCAUUCGAGAUGAUACUACAUACACAGAUAACACUAUCACGACCAUAGAUAUAAUAUAGUAUAUCUAUGAUCACGACGUGGUGGUCUAGUGUAACUAUAUAUACAACUACUUGAAAAAUAUAACGAGAAUUUUGACGUUUCGAAUUCGCCUGGAGUUACUCCUUGGUCGCUAGUAACUAGGGGCUUCGGUGGCCAAGUGGUUAGCGCACUUGCCUUUCACCUCUGAGGCUGCAGGUUCGAGUCUCACUAAGUACCUUCUCAGUGCGACUCGAACCCAGUCCCCAUGUGAAAAGAGUAAAAAAGUCAACGCUCUGCCGAAAGCCGUGGGUUUUCCCCGGGUACUCCGGUUUCCUCCCACAGGGAAAGUUGACAGGGCGGGUUAGGUAAAAAGGGCCCACAGUAAUUGGCAUAUGCUGUUGUGGUGACCCUGCCCUAGUUGGCAAAGCUAAAUAAAUAAAUAAACUCCAGACGAAGGGCCUUCGCUCGAAACGUCGAAAUUCUCCUUAUAUUUUUUCAGGUAGUUGCAUCCCUACCAUGCAAGGAAAGCUUGUUGCAGUUCAAGAUUCGUGUAAUUAUACUCGUUUUCAGGUAGUUCAAGCACAAACCCUGGUCUCCUACAUUUGAGGUAGUAUUAACUCUUUUUUCAGUCUACUAGAUCAAAUGUCAAACGAAAGAACAAUCUUUGGUAGACAGCAGAAAAAGGAAAGAGAAGAAUUCAGAAAGUAUGAAAAAAUACGUUACUUGUCUAAUGAGUUAAUGUGCCAUGUUUACACAAAAACGCACCUUUGUGUCGUUUUCGUUUCUCUAUUUCGAAGCACAGAAAUCGCUAUGUCAUUUUAGAUUCGUUUCAGCACGCGUUUUAUACAGUGGCUACACUGCUUCAUAGUGGUCAAAUGUGUAAACACUUUGCAUAAACGUUCAAAUGUGUUAAAACAUUGAAUGAUUGGAUAUGACAUGAAGAACAGUGGGAUUUUCAAAACAAAGAAAAGACAAUGGAACAUUCUGAUCACUGGAUCAUGACUGGAUGGCAUGGAGAACAGUGGGAUUUUCAAAACAAUGAAAAGACAAUGGAACAUUCUGAUCACUUGAUCAUGACUGGAUGACAUGAAGAACAGUGGGAUUUUCAAAGCAAUGAAAAGACAAUGAAAGAUUCUGAUCACUGGAUCGUGACUGGAUGACAUGAAGAACAGUGGGAUUUUCAAAACAAUGAAAAGACAAUGGAAUAUUCUGAUCACUGGAUCAUGACUGGAUGACAUGAAGAACAGUGGGAUUUUCAAAACAAUGAAAAGACAAUGAAAGAUUCUGAUCACUGGAUCGUGACUGGAUGACAUGAAGAACAGUGGGAUUUUCAAAACAAUGAAAAGACAAUGGAAUAUUCUGAUCACUGGAUCAUGACUGGAUGACAUGAAGAACAGUGGGCUUUUCAAAACAAUGAAAAGACAAUGGAACAUUCCGAUCACUGGAUCAUGACUGGAUGGAACUAGGUAAAGUGCAAUGGGCACAUUAACGCUGCUAUAUGUAUUUUCAACCAAACACAGGGUGAACAAUUUAGUCAUUGAUAUUGUCUUUCCUGCUGUGCUCUGCCAUGCAUUUGGCGAGAACCACCAACAAGGAGAAACCCUCGUACCCGCGAACAGGCUGCACGCGGGAGACUACAAUAAGCUUUGCUCUUUCUUAUUUUUCUAUUUUUUUUCUUCAUCAAAGAAAAGAAACGCAAGUUUUGUCUCGACAUAAAGAAGUAAAGAAGAUCAGUGAUUUGAUACUGCUUCGAUUGGCUGUAAGUCAUCUUGUCACAUAUUGCGUUCUGGACGAACUUAAAAAAAGUCUUUUGCAUCUCAUUCAUUUGGUCACAUUUGCCAGGAGAAAAUCGCUGACAGAAUGGACCAUUUGCAUUAUAGACUAAAUUUUGAUCUAGACAAAAAUUUCUUCACAGCUUGAAAGAGCAUCACAAAAUUAGUAAUAUUCCAAAGUUUCGUUGCGAAAUGUUGUAAAAUGCGGAUAAUAUAGCCUUGCUAAAUUUGCAAUUUUCAGUCAUUUUGUAUUACGCACGGGAAAUUGAUGCCCCAACACCCGAUUGGGCUGUCAAUUUCCCGCGCGUAAUACAAAAUGACUGAAAAACGGCAAACUUCGCAAGGCUAUAUUUAUAUAUUAUCCGCAUUUUACAACAUUUCGCAACGAAACUUUGGAAUAUUACUAAUUAUGUGAUGCUCUUUCAAGCUGUGAUGAAAUUUUUGUCCAGAUCAAAAUUUCGUCUGUAAUGCAAAUGGUCCAUUGCUAUACAGGUAGUGUGAAUCACAGGACUCUGUGAAUGCAAUCGCAAAGGAUUUGUUAUAAUUUGUUUGAAGUAUAUUUCUUUUUGUAGAAAGGAAAAAGUGGAGAGAAUGAUAGGAUGAUCGCCACGUCGAUAGCUAACGCGUUGAAAUUGGACGAAGAAGCGUAG